This is a messenger RNA of Clonostachys byssicola, 294 nucleotides long. The record is from the annotation of a GenBank genome assembly. NCBI's taxonomy places the organism in Eukaryota, Fungi, Ascomycota, Sordariomycetes, Hypocreales, Bionectriaceae.
AUGGGUGUUCUGGCUCGUGUCAAGAAGAACAAAGUGGCGGCGGUCAUUAUAUCAGUAUUUGACUGGUAUCGUACGUUGUUAAAUUCUGCUUACUCCUUGCUGCAUUUGAAAGCUGACGAGGGUCAUAAAGCCUCCCACUACCCGAUUGAAGAGAGGAAACUACUCCGAAAGCUCGACCUCGCUAUAUUAAUAUAUGGUUGUUUAAGUUUGAAACAGAGGUCUACGUACUUACCACAGUCACAGUCUUCUGCCGAGUCAGUAUCACUUCUUACCUCAAACAUUGCCUUGAAUUAA